AUCCGACCCAAUCUCACCGAUUGGAAGAAGAAUGGGCUGAUCCGAAUAGACAGACAGCUUCAUGAAAAGCGAUACAAUACAAACAAACAAGUAUUUACACUUGUGUAUGCUAUGGUCCUCUUCCUCUCUCCGUUUCCGGUCACCGGUUCUCGUCAUCCUCUUUUCGACAAGAUAGAGAUUAGGAGCCUGAUAACACAAUAAACAAAUCUGAAAACUCGUACAACUGGUUAAGAAUUACUGUUCAGAAUACAUGGCUUGUCAAAUGGGAUCGACGAAUCUGCAGUGGAGAUUAUCAGUUAUAGAGAAUGAAGGCUCAAAAAGAACAUUUACACCCCUUGCAACUUCUAGAAUCUACAGAUGUUGUUGUGAGUCAAGUUUUAGUGGCGUAACUCCAAAUGUUGGCAUGAAGUCUUUGCCUUUUUCUCAGAGCCGUUUCCUGGGAAGAAGAGCUGGGUGGAAAGUAGCUUUGGCCUUGAACACAGAUGGAUUGUCCGGUAAUGAUGAGCAACAAAGCCUUAAUGAUUCUGGUUCGAGUUUUGGUGGCACUCGAUUGGGUAGAAUACUGAGUGCAGGUGGCAGACAACUUCUGGAGAAGCUGAAUUCAGCUAGAAAGAACUUCCCUAUGAAAAUAUUCCUGGUGCUUUUGGGUUUCUACACGGCAAAUGCACUUGCUACAAUCCUUGGUCAAACCGGGGAUUGGGACGUUCUGGUUGCUGGUAUUGUAGUGGCAGCAAUAGAGGGCAUCGGUAUGCUAAUAUAUAAAAAUCCAGCUACUAUGAGGACUGGGAGGUUGCAGUCUUUUCUAGUUAUGGUGAACUACUGGAAAGCAGGCAUAUGUUUGGGCCUCUUUGUUGAUGCUUUCAAGCUAGGCAGCUAAGGACCAGAAACCUGUCUUUCUUGGUCUCUUCGAUUUAUCGUUCUAUUCUAUAAAACCAUGGUAAGCCAUAAGUGCAAAGUUGCUUUUCAUAUAAUGCUAGCUUAAUUUUAUUGAUAAUUGUUGCACUUGAAAUUGUAAUAUAUGAAUACCAUUGUUUAAUGAGGCAUUAUGCUUGGUGCGCUGUUGCAUGUGCUUCUGUGAUGGAGAAAUUGUGGCAUUCUUGACACAACCUGAA
Molecule: messenger RNA, 1112 nt
Organism: Lathyrus oleraceus (garden pea)
Lineage: Eukaryota; Viridiplantae; Streptophyta; Magnoliopsida; Fabales; Fabaceae
Product: ycf20-like protein
Exons: 3
Coding region: 251-877 (208 amino acids)
Source: RefSeq, a predicted model, not a curated record